AGAAGGAAGCUUCUUCAAUGGUCCUUGAACUGGUAAUCGGAACAGCUGAUACUGACACUUACCACUGGGGAGGAACACCCCCCCCCCCAAUAAUAUAGAAAAAGCUUGAAUCUUCUUAUAAAGUCCUCUUUCCACAUGGCUUUAUUAGUAGUAAUAGUUGUUAAUAUAUAUCAUGCUUAAUUGCCAAAGCGGCAAUUCAUAGGUGCAAAACCAAUUACUGUACAAAAAAUAUAAAUGUACAAUAGAAAAUUCCGUCAAAAAUAUAAAAAUAAACAGCUACAAUUAAAUUGUGCACUAACACAAACCCAUUAAAACACAACAGUUAAAACAACUAUUAAAAUAGUUAUUUCAACCAAAUACAUGUUUAUAAAGUUAUUUAUUUGUCACAUUUGAAUAAAUUUCUACAGAGUAGAAAUGAGAGGCUGCUCCAAGUGGACUGUGGUUGCAGCUAGCUGAAUAGUUUAUAUCUUUAUCAAUAAGGUACAUUUAAUAGAUAACGAUUUUAAUUAUAUAUUUUAAUUUGUGUUUGUGUGUGUUUAAUGUAAACUGCUCUUAUGUUUUAUUACAAUCAAAUGGUAUAGAAAUCUUGUGAAAUAAUAAAGAAAGAAAUAUUUUUAUUGAAGAAAGGCUCUAUAGUGCAGAGUGCACUGUGACUUUGAGCAUUUGUUUUUUCUUUAUUUCUUUUCAUUAGACUUGAGCAUUCUUUGGACAAUCUUCAUUGUACCCUUGUCAUUUUUAUUUCUUCAGCAUUUAGUGUCACUGAAUUUAGAAAUAAGAUGUACCUGAGAAAACAUUCACAGCUGAUAUUCACAAACUAUCAGUGUGUGUGUGUGUGUGUGUGUGUGUGUGUGUGUGUGUGUGUUUCACACAUUCUGUACUAUCAGACACAAGUUCCUGUUUGCAGUGGCUCUAUAGCAACGUGCUUAGAAACAGAAAACAGCCACCAAUAACACUCCUUCUCAGCAGAGAGGUGCAGUAUUGUUGAAGUCAAGCCAAUUGAAAGAUCCCAGCAUUUAGUACUGCAAGCAUCUGGGAAAUACUUCGAAAGGAAUGGAUGGCUGCACCUGGUUCUCCUUGCCAUACCACGGUCAUUGCUGUGCAAUGCUAGCACAAGCUAAACCUGUGCAUAGCAGCUUCACAGCUAAUCCCAAUUCCACCUGCACUGGUGCCAUUUCAGCAUAUCCUGCCUGUGUUGUUAGACCGCUCGUCACAACAAGGUGUUUACAUUUCGGUCACUGCCUCCAUUUUCCUCCUCUUAGAGCAUGUGAGGCAGUAAAAAACUUGGAGAGAUCCUUGGACACUGUUGGCAUUCCUGUUCUGGCAAGAAGAGAAACUGAUGGUUAUUAUUAUCCUGGCACAAUAAUAGAAGCUAUUAUAGAGGGCGAAAAAAGAACCUUUCUUGUACAAUUUGCCAAGCCAUUUGGACUGAGCGAAGACACAACAUGUGUGCAAGAAACAGCCAGCAGUGACAUGUUUGAGUGUGUGAAUGGAAUGAAGCAUUCCAUACUGCCAGGUGAUAAAGUGCUGGCACCCUGGGAGCCACAGCAAAAAAGAUAUGGCCCUGGCACUACCAUCCAAGGCAUGGAAACCAGGGAUCCCUUGAGAGGGGAAGAAGAUGAAGAAAUUAUAGUCAGCUUCUGGAAUGGCAAGAAAGCCAAAGUCCCAUUGGGUGUAGCCCUGUGGAUUUCCCCAGUGCAAUGGGAGAGGAUUGUGGAGAUGAUCCGCAUGCCCCUUACCAGCAGGAAAGCACCUGAAGGGCAACUCCAAAGACCUGGUCACUACAGUGGCUCCUGUAGGGCUAUACCAGGCUCCAGGCAUGGAUGUGCUGUAGGUGGCCUCUGCCAGCUCCAGAGGCCAUGUUGCUCUUUCAUCUCCCCUUGCUCCAGGUGCUUUCAACACACAUGCUCAGUCCUUGGAUACCCACAGUACGCUUCCUGCUGCUGCCCUAAAUACAGUGGCUGCUGGUGGCCACCCUCUUUAACUGAACCACCCCAGAGAAAUGUUGAAGAGUUCAGCAGCAAACCAUUACUGGCAGUGGAAGGGCCUCCAAAGAAAGAACCAGCCACUGUAGUGUCCAGCUCUUCUUCUUCAUGCUCCUCCAGUUCCACAAGUGGUACAGAAACAGGUUUGACCAAGACCACAAUGGUAGAUCAUGCAGUGAACACGGAUUCUAGUCUUUUUGAAAAGCCCAAGCUGCAAGCAAUCAGGAGGCCUUGUUGGAAAUACUGGAAGAGAAGCCAUCCCAGCUCUGGUCAUAACAGCCACGGAACCAAUUAUACUUUGGACAGCACCUGCAGAAAGGAAAGAUCCGAAACCAAAGCAGUUCCUUAUAUGGAUCCGUCUCCAACUGCACUGAUCAACCACAGUGCCAUGUUUGAAACUAUUGAACAGUCUCCUCGAAGGCAACAUACUGUGAAGGAAGUCUUGGGCCACAAAGACAUCGAACCAUCCUGCGCACAGCAAUGCACACAGUAA
Molecule: messenger RNA, 2475 nt
Organism: Zootoca vivipara (common lizard)
Lineage: Eukaryota; Metazoa; Chordata; Lepidosauria; Squamata; Lacertidae
Gene: C1H11orf16
Product: chromosome 1 C11orf16 homolog
Source: RefSeq, a predicted model, not a curated record